This is a messenger RNA of Aplysia californica (California sea hare), 468 nucleotides long. RefSeq lists its product as uncharacterized. The transcript has a single exon. Bases 1 to 468 code for a protein of 155 amino acids. NCBI's taxonomy places the organism in Eukaryota, Metazoa, Mollusca, Gastropoda, Aplysiida, Aplysiidae. The record is from RefSeq and is a predicted model, not a curated record.
AUGGUGGACUUCAACGAGAGUCUGGCCAAAGGCAAGAUCCCAGAGGAGUGGCUACACAGCUACCUCAUGCCUCUUCCUAAACUAGGCAAAGACCACUCCAACAUCAAGGGAUACAGAAUCAUCACCAUGCAGAACACGUAUGGAAAGAUCCUGGAAAAGACUGUGGACAAAAGGCUGGCAAAUUACCAAGAAAAGAAAAAGCUCCUCCCAGACGGCCUUGGAAGCUACAUACCAGGGAAAGACACCUGCACAAAUACAGAUGUUUUAGCCUUUGAUGCAUUUGAAGGGUUCCAGAGAAAGGAGGAGACAACAAUGGCUGCUAUAGAUCUAGAUGAUGCUUGCAACCGAGUUGAUUACGGCAUGCUCAUGGAUCUCCUGAUAGAAAUGGAUGUUGACCCCUGGUUGGUACAAUGGAUCUCCGAGACUCUGUUUGAGAGGAAGGUGGCGCUGAGAAGUGGGCGAUGCUAG